AUGCGUUUGAAAAAAGACUGGCAAGCGUGGACAAAGUUGAUGGAUUCAAGAAAAGGAGUGUCAGGGAUAGGGUUUGACUGUGACACCGGUAUGUUUCAGGCACCUGAGGAGUGGUGGGACAAGAUGGAAUCGAUAAACAAGGAGUGUGCCAAGUUUAGGAAAAAAACCUUGGAACAUCGUGAGUUGAUGAAGACCGUCUUCAUGGGGGCAUCAGCUACUGGUAAGCACCAUUGGACCCCGGGCGAGAAAGUUCCUGAAGCUACUGAUGACUCAUCUGAUUCAGUGCACAGUUUGGGAGCCCAGCCAUUUACUAUUCCGAUACCCGCAGGAGUGCAGGACGUGGAUUCAGAUUCUUCACUGGAGCAUGUUCCGAUUGAAAAGGAGAAAAAGAGAAAGACGCCAUCAAGCAGUGUUUUAAAGGCCAAGAAGGCAACAAGUGGAGCGUCAGUUAUUGCGGAAAGCAUGAACACUCUGACAGAUAUGGUGCGAACGAAGAAUCAGCAGGUUACGGUGAGUCACCUCACAAGCAACAAAUCGCUGUUUACUAUUUCGGAGUGCAUGCAUCGCCUGACAGGUAUUACAUCACUGGUUGGUACGCUGUUAUUCCACUUCGCCUCGACACUUAUGGAUAACGCCAAUUUGCGGGAGGUGAUGAUGUGCCAGCCUGAUGACGACUCUAUCAUAGGGUGGCUUACCCAGAAGCAGCUUCAGUGUACUGCGUCGGCGCCUUUCGCAAAUCUGUUCGGGGCUCGCCGGAUGUGA
This is a messenger RNA of Camellia sinensis, 762 nucleotides long. The record is from RefSeq and is a predicted model, not a curated record. Lineage: Eukaryota; Viridiplantae; Streptophyta; Magnoliopsida; Ericales; Theaceae.